GGGCGGUUACCGCGCCCAGGCUGGCUCCGCUUCCCGAUGGCUGCGGGGAGCUGAGCGGGGACCAAGCGCGCGAGGAGGAGCCGAGAGCCAGGCCCCCCCACGAGCCGCCGCCGCCGCCUCCUCGGGAUCGACCAGACGCAGCGCGGGUGGCUCCCCCAGCCCGGUGGGGACACAGCUGGAGUGGGCAGGGGCCGCGGGCGGCGGACACAGCGGCCCCGUUAAUGAGCAGCGGCCGGAGGGGCAGAUUUCUGAUUGUCUCAGAGGUGGCAGUGAAGCCCACCUUUAGCACAGGAAGAUGAGUGAACUUGACCAGUUACGCCAGGAGGCUGAGCAACUGAAAAAUCAAAUCAGAGAUGCCAGAAAAGCAUGUGCAGAUGCCACUCUGGCCCAGAUCACAGCCAACAUUGAUCCAGUGGGUCGAAUUCAGAUGCGUACUAGAAGAACACUGAGGGGGCACUUGGCUAAAAUUUAUGCAAUGCACUGGGGGACUGAUUCCAGGCUUCUAGUUAGUGCCUCCCAGGAUGGCAAACUUAUCAUCUGGGAUAGCUACACCACAAACAAGGUCCAUGCCAUUCCCCUGCGUUCAUCUUGGGUGAUGACCUGUGCAUAUGCCCCCUCUGGAAACUAUGUGGCCUGCGGUGGUCUUGAUAACAUCUGUUCCAUUUACAACCUGAAAACUCGUGAAGGAAAUGUACGUGUCAGCCGUGAGCUGGCUGGUCAUACAGGUUACUUGUCGUGCUGCCGUUUCCUGGAUGAUAAUCAAAUUGUUACGAGCUCUGGAGACACCACUUGCGCCCUUUGGGAUAUUGAAACUGGCCAGCAGACGACCACAUUUACUGGACACACCGGGGAUGUCAUGAGUUUGUCCCUGGCUCCUGAUGCCAGGUGUUUUGUUUCUGGUGCCUGUGAUGCCUCUGCCAAACUGUGGGAUGUUAGAGAAGGAAUGUGUCGGCAAACAUUCACUGGCCACGAGUCAGACAUCAAUGCCAUCUGUUUCUUCCCAAAUGGCAAUGCGUUUGCCACAGGCUCAGAUGAUGCCACAUGCAGGCUCUUUGAUCUUCGUGCUGACCAGGAGCUUAUGGUUUAUUCACAUGACAACAUUAUCUGCGGCAUCACCUCUGUAGCAUUCUCCAAAAGCGGACGUCUCCUCUUAGCUGGUUAUGAUGACUUUAAUUGCAAUGUCUGGGACACGCUGAAAGCUGACAGAGCAGGUGUCCUUGCUGGCCACGAUAACCGUGUCAGUUGCUUAGGUGUGACUGACGAUGGUAUGGCAGUAGCAACAGGAUCAUGGGAUAGCUUCCUCAAGAUCUGGAACUGAAGUCUACAAGCGACGGACUCCGCCGUGACUGGAAGACAUUUCCAGCAGUUGAAAACUAAAAUGAUAGCAUAUCCAAUCCAACCAUACUAACUUGGACCCCCAUUCUCCUCAAAACUUCAAAGGGCAAGAUCUUUUACCGUCUCCUAUUGCUGAAAUGAAGAGCACAAUUACUUUUCAAAGAAGAAUUUCUGUAGUUGUAAGCAAAUGAAAUUGUGCAUUCCUUUUGGGACCAUUUUUUGUCUUGAGAAUUUAAAAAAGAAACACUAUCAUAAAAGCAUGACCAGAAAGUAAACUUGAGCAUAAUUGUGAAACAAACUUAACUUCACUGUAGUUUUCAAAUUAAAGUUGAGAACUUUGUUUUAUCUCACCGUUUCAAAUUUUCAAGUCACAUUUGUAGAAGGAUUUAAUUUUUUUUUCACAUUUCCUUUUUAAAUACAUUUCUUUAUGGUCAAUAACUGAGUAAAACAAGGGAGUCCUAGCCCAUUGUGUCUGGGGUUGUUAAUGCUGUAAAUUUAGUCCCUACUUUUUUUUAUUUUUGUCUAGUUUCACAAAUAAUUGUUGCACAAAACAUGGCAUCUAUAGAAUAAUGUUAAUGUUAAGAAGUAAGGUAACCAAGCACAUGCUGUACAUGGUAUUGAAUGCUUGUUUAAAAAUCCUUUCACCUUUUAUGGGUAACAAAUGCAAAUCCUCAAUUCCUACCCACCCACCCACCCCCAAACCCACUGAUUAAAAAUUUUUUUUUUCUUUGUCCCCACUUGGAAGGACAGUUUAUAUACCCUAACACUACCCCAUAGUCUCAACAACCAGGAAUCUCUGUUUUUCAAAAGAGACCUGUCCUGCACUUGGGUAUUA
Molecule: messenger RNA, 2170 nt
Organism: Mauremys reevesii (Reeves's turtle)
Lineage: Eukaryota; Metazoa; Chordata; Testudines; Geoemydidae
Gene: GNB1
Product: G protein subunit beta 1
Exons: 11
Coding region: 296-1318 (340 amino acids)
Biological process (GO): G protein-coupled receptor signaling pathway
Cellular component (GO): cytoplasm; heterotrimeric G-protein complex
Molecular function (GO): signaling receptor complex adaptor activity; protein binding
Source: RefSeq, a predicted model, not a curated record